AUGACAGUUCUUCAAGAGAUAGUGCCAGGCAAACUUUAUGAUCCAGCCAGGGAAGAAUACGCUUUCUUGAGGCAGGAGGCCAAAUCAAAGCUAUAUGAUUACAAUAAUCUUCAUCCAAAAGAGGAGAAAUUAAGAGAAAAAGCUAUUAGAGAUCUUUUUGGAAGCUGCGGCUCUAAUUUUUGGAUCGAGCAACCCUUCUAUUGCGACUAUGGUAGCAAUAUACACAUCGGUGACAACGUGUACAGCAACCACAAUCUCGUCAUUCUGGAUGUGGCAGAGGUACGCCUAGGUAACAAUGUCAUCAUGGGCCCUAACGUGGGACUGUAUACGGCAGGCCAUCCGCUGGACUCGGAGAGAAGAUUGAAAGGUGAUGAAUUUGCGUUGCCAAUAUACAUCGAGGAUAACGUUUGGAUUGGAGGUGGCGUUACUGUAGUUCCAGGUGUGACUAUUGGCAAGGAUUCGGUUAUUGCUGCGGGAAGCGUUGUCGUCAAGAACAUCCCUUCUGGUGUCGUUGCUGCAGGGAACCCAUGCAGAGUAUUAAGGGAGAUUGGGGACAAAGAUCGUGCUAUCACUGAUUUUCGUAAGUGA
Lachancea dasiensis is the source of this 588-nucleotide messenger RNA. Lineage: Eukaryota; Fungi; Ascomycota; Saccharomycetes; Saccharomycetales; Saccharomycetaceae. The record is from the annotation of a GenBank genome assembly.